This is a messenger RNA of Nerophis lumbriciformis (worm pipefish), 510 nucleotides long. The record is from RefSeq and is a predicted model, not a curated record. NCBI's taxonomy places the organism in Eukaryota, Metazoa, Chordata, Actinopteri, Syngnathiformes, Syngnathidae.
AUGUCAUCAGAAGGUGUGUGUCUCACCUGUGUCAGUGUGAUGAGUCUCACCUGUGUCAGUGUGAGGAGUGCUCCUCCCCACAGGUGUGUGUCUCACCUGUGUCAGUGUGAUGAGUCUCACCUGUGUCAGUGUGAGGAGUGCUCCUCCCCACAGGUGUGUGUCUCACCUGUGUGUGUGUCUCACCUGCGUCAGUGUGAAGAGUGCUCCUCCCCACAGGUGUGUGUCUCACCUGUGUCAGUGUGUGUCUCACCUGUGUCCAGUGUGACGAGUGCUCCUCCCCACAGGUGUGUGUCUCACCUGUGUCAGUGUGACGAGCGCUCCUCUCCACAGGUGUGUGUCUCACCUGUGUCCAGUGUGACGAGUGCUCCUCCCCACAGGUGUGUGUCUCACCUGUGUCAGUGUGACGAGUGCUCCUCCCCACAGGUGUGUGUCUCACCUGUGAGACUUUUCAGUCUCCAGGAGCAGGAAGUGCUGCUUGGUUGCGAGUACAAAGCCUGCACCUGUGUGUGA